AUGUACAACAAAUUGUUGGUUUUCGGUGGUAAUGGGUUUCUAGGUAAAAGAAUUUGCCAAGAAGCUGUUACUAGAGGUUUUCAAGUUACCUCUGUAUCAAGAUCAGGUAUUGCUCCUGAAGCUCCUACUCCAAGUGAUUCUCACUGGAUUAGGGAAGUCAAAUGGGAAAGUUGCGAUAUUUUUAAACCUGAUUCAUAUUAUCAUUUACUAUCAGAGAAUCCAAAUAUCGUUCACUCUGUAGGUAUCUUAUUCGAAAAUGAUAUCUACAAAAAAAUUAUAAGAGGCUCUUUCUCUGAAUUUUUAAAGUAUUUGCAGAAUCAUAAACCUUCAUUGGAUAAAAACCCAUUGAUCGAUCGUGAUCCAAAUAUGACUUAUGAAAUGGUUAACAAAAAAAGUGCUCUAAUUUUGGCAGACGCAUUCUCUGAAAUUCUACAAAAACAACACAGUGGUAGAUUGCUAAAUGAAAAGGCAUCUCCUACUUUUACUUACAUCUCCGCUGAUCGUGGGUUCCCAUUGGUUCCUGAUGCCUACAUAAAUUCAAAAAGAGAUACUGAAUCUGAAUUGAAAAACUAUAAUGAUGUCUUUAGAAGUAUCAUUAUGAGACCAGGUUUCAUGUAUGAUGAAUAUUCUAACAAUGCCGACCCUAGUUAUUUGAUUAGAAGAGGUAUCGAAGCUAUGAAUUGUGCUAACCACGUAGUAUUCAAUAAUAAAUUCGAUUUCAUCAACAAUCAAGUCAGACCUGCCGUUUCAGCUCAACAAGUAAGUAAAUCGGUUAUGGAUCACAUAGUUGACAAGAAUUACAACGGUGUCGUCAGUUUAGAAGAAAUUACUAAGAAUUGA
Vanderwaltozyma polyspora DSM 70294 is the source of this 840-nucleotide messenger RNA. It is a transcript of the gene COQ11, whose product is annotated as ubiquinone biosynthesis protein COQ11. Gene Ontology annotation, cellular component: mitochondrion. Lineage: Eukaryota; Fungi; Ascomycota; Saccharomycetes; Saccharomycetales; Saccharomycetaceae. The transcript has a single exon. Bases 1 to 840 code for a protein of 279 amino acids. The record is from RefSeq and is a predicted model, not a curated record. Gene Ontology annotation, molecular function: protein-containing complex binding.